Pygocentrus nattereri (red-bellied piranha) is the source of this 2903-nucleotide messenger RNA. It is a transcript of the gene eps8l2, whose product is annotated as EPS8 like 2. The coding region runs from base 260 to 2335 and encodes 691 amino acids. Gene Ontology annotation, cellular component: plasma membrane; vesicle; ruffle membrane. Gene Ontology annotation, biological process: Rho protein signal transduction; positive regulation of ruffle assembly; regulation of Rho protein signal transduction. Gene Ontology annotation, molecular function: actin binding. The record is from RefSeq and is a predicted model, not a curated record. The transcript is spliced from 21 exons. NCBI's taxonomy places the organism in Eukaryota, Metazoa, Chordata, Actinopteri, Characiformes, Serrasalmidae.
ACACACCUGCUGGCGCGACCUCGCGCCCUCUCACUGCUCCCUGUGUUCUCGGAGCGCUCGAGGCGCCGCGCGUCUCCUUGGCUACUGCUGUCACUCCGAGAGCAAAGUUCAGCUGCUCGCCACUGACUCAUGGAGGAACUGGCAGCGUGACGGACUCGCCCGCGUCUUACAUUUUCGGAAAAACACACAUACAGGACGGACGAAGGAACACUAGAGGACCAGAGCUGUGCUGCUUCUGCUCGGGUGGAUGUCGUAGAGCAUGAAUCUCAUGGGACCCCCAAUUAGGCAGGCCAAUGGGGUGGCCAGAUCUGACAGCAAGAUCAGCGCCAAGGCCCUGUACGAACAACGCAAGAAAUACUCGAACUCAAACUUCAUCAUGCAAGAGACGUCUCAGUACCAUGUCCAGCAUCUUUCCACAUUUAUAAUGGACAAGACAGAGUCCAUAGCCACCAUAGAUGAUGCAGUGAAGAAACUGAUCCUGCUGGACUCGAAAGAUAAAAUCUGGACCCAAGAGAUGCUGCUGCAGGUCAGCGACAAGGCCAUCAAGCUUCUGGACUGUGAUACAAUGGAGGAAUUGGAAAACUUCCCUCUCUCCACAGUGCAUCACAGUCAGACAGUGCUGAAUAAGACGCGCUACCCGUCUGUCCUGCUGCUGGUCUGCCAGGAUAACGAACAGCACAAACCAGACAUACACUUCUUCUGCUGCGAUGAGGUGGAGGCGGAGAUAGUGCACGCUGACAUUGAUAGCGCUCUGGGAGACAGUAAACAUGGAAAGAAGAUGAGACCUCAGACACUAAAGAUGAACCAGGAGAAGAUGAAGCGGCAACGAGAGACAAUCAUCCCCCCCUCAGAAUCUAAAAGUUCCAACCCAGGAGCCAAAGGUCGUGUGGCAGCUAUGGACAUGAAAAAUGCAGAGAGACGAGAUUCAGCUCAGCAGGACCCAGAGUCCCAUGAGAAACUUGCCCAGCGCAUUGAGAAGGAUGUGCAAAUCCUAAAUUGUGCCCUGGACGACAUUGAGAUCUUUGUGGCCCGGCUACAAAAAGCAGCAGAAGCCUUUGCCCAGCUCAACCAGCGCAACAAAAGCAGGAAAAAUAAGAAAAGAGGACCAGCAGAGGGGAUGUUAACUCUAAGAGCCAAACCUCCAUCUGAGGCGGAGUUCAUCGACAGCCUUCAGAAGCUGAAGCUCUCCUUCAAUCUGCUGGCCAAAUUGAAAAAGCACAUCCAGAACCCCAGUGCUUCAGAGCUUGUCCACUUCCUGUUUGGACCCCUGGAGAUGGUGCUGCAGAGCUGUGGAACUCCUGAGCUGCCUCGCUCAGUCAUCUCCCCUCAUCUGUCCCGAGAUGCAGUGGACUUUCUGAGAGGUCACCUGUCCCCUAAAGAGAUGACCAUCUUUGAGCUUCUGGGAGAUGGCUGGACACGACCCAGAGCUGAUUGGCCAAGGGACCAGUGUGCUCCUCUCUACGUCCCAAGGUUUAGGAAUGGCUGGGAGCCUCCAGUGGAACCAUUCCGCACAUCACCAUGGGAGACAGAGUGUUCUACAUCAAUGUCCCCCUCAUCAUCAGAGUACAGGAAAGAAGAGUUCUUCGGCUCACAGUCCUCACUGUCAUCAAACGGGUCCUACACAGCACCUUCCCCCAGCAGGAAAUAUGCCAAGAUCCGCUACCACUUUGUGGCCCGCAAUGCCAAUGAGCUCUCUGUCCUUCAAGACGAGAUUUUAGAGGUAAUUGAGGAUGAUAAGCAGUGGUGGAAGUUGAGGAACAGGAGUGGCCAAGCUGGGUAUGUACCCUACAACGUGCUUGAUGUAGUUACGCCAGAGGAACUUCACGGCAUGGACCCAAUGUACAACCAGCCCUAUAAAGGUUCAUCUCCCUCUGGUUCUUUGGGGAGAGGAGACAGUUUCGACAUGCCAAGAUCACCACGCGAUAAAGAUACCCGCACUCAUCAGAUGGAUGAAGUGAACGAUGAGCUGUUGAAACGGAUCACAGCAAAUAAGAAACAGCAACCAGCACGCAACUUUAAAGUGGAGCGUCACUCCAGUCGUGCCAUCCCCCUCACACUGAAGUCCACCUCUGCUGAGGUCGCUGCCUGGCUCAACGCCAAAGGCUUCUCCAAACCGACGGUGGACUGUUUGGGUGUUCUGAGCGGGGCUCAGUUGUUUUCUCUGGAAAAGGAAGAGCUGAAGGCUGUGUGUGGAGACGAAGGGUCACGUGUCUACAGCCAGCUCACUGUGCAGAAAUCACUGCUAGAGAAGAGCCAAGGGGACUCUGAAUUGCAGGAGAUCAUGAGGAAACAGAAGGAGAAGAUCGCUUCUGCCACCAAUCUGGAAAAAUUUUAAUACCCAUAAUAACAGUAAACAUGGAAGAUGGCAGAAUAUCAGCAUUCUUCAUAACAGUGUACAAUCUUGCUUUAUUAUUAUUCUUCCUCUUGCCAUUGUCACAUAAUCUACACGCAAUAUGAACAUGUAUUAAGAUCUUGUAUACAUUUGAUUUGUAUAUUUAUUCUGUUUUAGAGAAAGCUUUGUUUUAAUUCUUCCACAUAAAUUGUUUAUCUGUUUAUGCUGAGAAAAUAUGAAGCUUUACUUUGUGUGCACCUCUGUCUGAAACAUUCAGCUUUGCGAAUGAAAAAAGGGGAAGAAAUCAGAGCAGCGAGAGACAGAAUUCAUGCCAAUCUUGCGUAGAAUAAAUGUUUUGUAGAGGUUUAAAGGAGCAAUUGUAUAUGUGGUUACAAGUCUUUGGCUAAUGGGCUUUUCAACACAUUCAAAUGCCAUUUCAUUUUAAAAAACAAGGGUUUCUAUGUAAAUACGCUCCUAAUCCCGUCUAAAGAUGCAUGUUCAAGUGCUGAUUUUUGUCACGAAGGAAUGACGCAAGAACAUAAUAAAGUCAGUUGAUGGUUUCAUUAUGAAA